Gekko japonicus is the source of this 3588-nucleotide messenger RNA. It is a transcript of the gene TAX1BP1, whose product is annotated as Tax1 (human T-cell leukemia virus type I) binding protein 1. Gene Ontology annotation, biological process: negative regulation of apoptotic process. Lineage: Eukaryota; Metazoa; Chordata; Lepidosauria; Squamata; Gekkonidae. The record is from RefSeq and is a predicted model, not a curated record. The coding region runs from base 82 to 2499 and encodes 805 amino acids. The transcript is spliced from 18 exons.
ACGGGUAGGGGGCGGGUCCUGGGAGCUGAUGGCGACUGCGGGCUGAUGGUGUUGACGUCUCCUGAGCGUCCCAGAUAAACAAUGUCAUCCUUUCAAGAAGUUCCAUCAUCAAGCAGUGCCCUGCAGACUUCGAAUUUUGCACACGUAAUCUUUCAAAAUGUAGAAAAAAGUUACCUUCCUAAUGUGCACCUUGAAUGCCAUUACACUUUGACUCCAUAUAUACGCCCCCAUCAAAAGGACUGGGUUGGUAUUUUCAAGGUUGGCUGGAGUACGGCACGUGAUUAUUAUACAUUUGUUUGGUCACCUAUGCCUGAAAAUUAUGUGGAAGGAUCGACGGUUAACUGUGUGCUGUCUUUUCAAGGAUACUAUCUUCCAAAUGAUGAUGGUGAAUUUUACCAGUUCUGUUAUGUGACACAUAAGGGUGAGAUCCGUGGAGCAAGCACCCCUUUUCAAUUUCGAACAUCUUCUCCUGUUGAAGAACUGUUAACUAUGGAAGAUGAAGGGAAUUCUGAUAUGUUGGUGGUGACUACAAAAGCUGGACUACUUGAGUUCAAAAUUGAAAAAACUAUGAAAGAAAAAGAAGAACUGCUAAAGAUAACUACUUCACUUGAAAAGGAAACUUUGCAACUCAGAGAUCAAGUUGAAAGACUGGAGAAAGAACUUACCCGUGAAAAGGAAAGAUGUGAUCAAUAUGAAGCACAGCAAAAGCAUAAUUUUAAAACUGUAGAAACUCUUAAAACUGAAAAUGAAGAAUUCAAGAAAAAAUACGAGGAAGCUACUUCAAAAGUUGUCCAACUUGAAGAAGACAUCAUGACUGUUACUCAGAAAGCAAUUGCAAAAGAAACAGAGUUAGACAGCCUAAAAGAUAAACUCAAGAAAGUAGUCCUUGAAAAGGAACAGCUUGAAUGCCAGCUAAAGACAGAGAAGGAUGAGAAGGAACUCUACAAGAUACAUUUGAAAAACACAGAAAUUGAAAACACCAAACUAGCUUCAGAAGUCCAGACACUAAAGAAUUUGGAUGGAAACAAAGAGAACCUGAUAGCUUAUUAUAAAGAAGAGAUUGGCAGGUUACAGCUGUGUGUGGCCGAAAAAGAAAAGUUAAAGAGAGCUUUCUUGCUUACUUCAUCAAACAAGGAAGAGGCAAGCAUCUUAAAGGAACAGCUUCGGAAAGCUGAGGAUCAGAUUCAAGCAAGUAGGCAGGAAGCUUUGUUGAUGUCCAAAGAACUCAGUGAUGCAGUAAAUGUGCGCGAUAAAACCAUGGCAGAUCUUCAUAAUGCUCGACUGGAAAAUGAGAAAGUGAAGAAGCAACUUGCUGAUGCUCUAGCUGAGCUUAAAAAAACCACUCUUGCAAAUAAUGAACAAGAAGCAUCAAAUGUUGUAGAGAAAGAACUGCGCAGGGAAGUCGAAGACUUGAAGCUCCGCCUGCAGAUGGCUGCUGAACAUUACAAGGAAAAAUUUAAGGAAUGUCAGAAGCUGCAGAAGCAAAUCAAUAAACUUGUAGACCAGACAAGUAUUGCAGGGAAGCAGCAGAAUUUAACAGAUGGCUCAAAUAGUGCAACUCCUGCGGUCGAGACUGGAGGUGAAAAGUUGUCUGCCUCUCAAGUUUUGGAGUUUUCAGAAAAGGAGCAAGAUCAUGACAAGAAAAAAGAAACUGCUGAAAAAGCAGAGAAGUAUAUGAAAUGCAAGGAGAUGUCUGAUGAAAAAUUGAAAUGCAGUGUCUAUGCUGAUGAAUUAGCUAAGUUGGAGCUAAAGUGGAAGGAGCAAGUGAAAAUUAAUGAGAGUAUGAAGCAACAGCUAGCUGCAGUGGAAGACCAAUACCUAGUUCAGUUGGCAGAAAAGGACAGACAGAUAAAUGAGCUGACAUCCCAUUUGGGAAUCCUUAGCAGUGGGAAGAAUCUUGGAAGGAGACCAGAAAACCAAGCAGAAAGAAUCACUGAAGGACAGAUGUCUCAGCAAGCAUUAUUUUUCCUCAAUUCUGAUGAUGAUGGACAGGUGCCUGCUGUGCCUGCUAGACUACCAGUGCUUCAAUAUGGCAACCCGUAUACAACCCAGGGAACAAGAGAUGGGGCAGAUGGUGCUUUUUACCCUGAUGAGAUCCAGAGACCGCCUGUACGAGGACCUUCUUGGGAAAUAGAGGACAACGUAGUGUGCAGUCAGCCUGCUCGCAACCUCAGUCGGCCUGAUGGUUUAGAAGACCCCGAGGAUAGCAAUGAUGAUGAAGCAAAUGCACCUUCUGUUCCUGAUCCACCAAACCUUCGCUUACAGGAGCGUGGAACAGGUUUCUGUUUUGAUUCCAGCUUCGUGCACAUCAAGAAGUGCCCACUCUGUGAAGUGAUGUUUCCUCCUAACUAUGAUCAGACCAAGUUUGAAGAACAUGUUGAGAGUCACUGGAAGGUGUGUCCAAUGUGCAAUGAGCAAUUCCCUCCUGACUAUGACCAGCAAGGCUUUGAAAGACAUGUUCAAACACACUUUGAUCAGAAUGUGUUAAAUUUUGACUAGGUGUGGGCAGUUUAGCUUAGACAGAACUUGAAUGAACGAGUUCCAAAAGCCGCUAUUAUAACUCAAGGUAAGCUUCUUAUUUAAAGGCUACUGUCAGUAAACAAGUGCUGUGCAUUGCAGUUGAUUCAAAGUAAACCUUUGGCCUGUUAGCAAGUUUUGGGUCAGCCUUUUUACACCUAGCAUACACCCAGAUCUCUCGUGGUAUCUCUCAAUAUUUAUUCCCUUGCUAACAAAAUGUAGAACAACACCGGAAACUGACAGACUUGUGCAGAAACCUCAGAAGUCCAGUUGGUAGAAAUAGCAGGUGAUUUUACUCUUGCUUGUGCUACUUAAGAGUAUGAUUAAAUUUCUCAUUCCAUAAUAAACCAAGGUUCCUCUGUAAUCUUGUGUAUUCUUUCAUCUAAUUGUUGAUUCUGAGUUGCAUAACUUAUCAAAUGGAAGUAGUUUUUACAUCUAUUUCAGAAAUCUAGUUGCAUUGAGAUUUACAUGCUUGCAAAACUUCUGCAUAGCAAUGUCCACAUGAAUAUUAUCCCUUCCUGCAAGCAUCAUGUGCUCUAGACAUUUACCUACUAUAUCUUCUGCACUUGGAGCUAAUACAAAAUAAAUGUAUAAAAAUGGCUACCAUUUUGGCUUCAUUUGUACUUGGUAGAUUUUACCAUGUGUAAGCAGCUUUUUUCAUUCUGGCAAGUUAUGUUCAUAGGGACUAAGGUUUCUAGAAUCUUCUGCAUUCUAAUUUGCCCAUUCCCCCAUCAUAUUUGUGGUGUGUAUCUAAAACACUAUAUUUUUAGAGAGUUAAUCUGUAAUUUGUUCCUUUUGGAUAAAAUUAUUCACUUUUCUGUUGUACAAUAGUAAAAUUAAAGACCAAACACUAAAUAUUGUCUGUGUGGUUUUAUUACUAGGCCCCUUUGCAUGUAUAAAGUUCCAUAAAAUCAUGGCUGAGAUUUUCCAGAGAAGCUUUGGUCAGGGAUGGCGCAGAAUUGGUUCCCCUCCCAUGCAAACAGGAGGGUCUUGUACUUGAACUAUGGGAUCUUUUGAAUGUUCUGUCUUUAUACUUUGCCUUGACAAACUAAUUAAUAAAAAAUGCAUUAA